GAAGGGAACAUAGCUAGUGUUGGGACUGGCGCUCCCAUGAAGGCAGUAGAGGAGUAGGAGGAGGUGCUAAAGGUGUAAACAGGAGCAUUGGGGCAGACGUGGACUUUAGAGUAAGAGCUAAAAGCUCGCCACAAACAGGGAUCCCAACCUGGCGGCAUGGGCGAAGAAUGGGCCAUAAAGCGUGGUGAACCCUGAGUGUUUCCUUUCUUGCCCGCACCGCCAGGAUUCUUGACACGGUAGCUGCGGCGGAUACUCGUGGAUAACAUGGUGUACUUGACUGGAGCAGUCCUCAGCUUUAACCCGCUGGAGAACCUAAAGACUUAUAUCACCAAUCGUCCCCCACUGGUCAUUUUUAUGAUCAGUGUUAGCACAGUGGCCAUAGCAUUUUUAACCAUUGGCUACUUUUUCAAAAUAAAGGAAAUCAAAUCACCUGAGAUGACAGAGGACUGGAAUACCUUUCUCUUAAGAUUCAAUGAACUUGAUUUCUGCAUUUCUGAAAAUGAAACCCUAAAGCAUGGUCUGAAUGAGUCGACCACACCAGAGAGCACAGUAACAAGUGUACAGGCCAGAUUAAGCACACAGGCCCCACCUCUUCUUGAGGACCCAGGACCUAUCAAUAUCUCUGUACCAAUCACCCUCACACUUGAUCCCUUGCGACCUUUUGGAGGAUACUCUCGCAAUAUCACUCACCUUAGUGCUUCUGUACUUGGUCAUCAAGUCAGCCUUACAGGCAAAAGGCCCUAUGAAGAGUUGAAUAUUACUUUCACAUUGCCUGCAGCAUGGAACUCUGAUGAUUGCGUCCUUCAUGGACACUGUGAGCAAGUAGUAUUUAGCACCUGCAUGACCAUCACAGCAGCAAAAAGUGUCUUCCCAGUUACAGUCCAGCCGCCCCACUGUAUACCUGAGACAUACAGCAAUGCCACAGUUUGGUACAAGAUUUUCACAACUGCAAGAGAUGCCAAUACCAAAUACACUCAAGAUUACAACCCCUUCUGGUGUUACAAGGGAGCCAUUGGGAAAGUGUACCAUGCCCUGAACCCCAAGCUUACUGUCAUUGUUCCAGAUGAUGACAGGUCCUUGAUAAACCUGCACUUGAUGCAUACCAGCUACUUCCUAUUUGUGAUGGUCAUUACAAUGUUCUGCUAUGCAGUCAUCAAAGGACGGCCUGGCAAAGUACGACAGAGCAGUUCAGAUUUCUGUCCUGAAAAGAUAGCUUUGUCAGAAGCCUAAAGAAGCAAUUUUUGAAGUUGGGCAGAAAAUGAACUUUAAAGAAAAAACAAAUAUAUAUAUAUUGUAUAUAUAUAUAUAUAAUCUCUUGAACUGAUUUACUAGUUGCCUACUGAACCCAGAAUGGGUGCAAAGCUCUGUGAAUGCAUUACUCUGCAAUGUUGGGUUAUUCCAACCAAAGACAUUUUAAGUGCCUGUAUCUGCUGUGUAAAUAUUUGUAGAUGUGUGUGUGAGUACAGGAAAGGUCAGCAGUGACCUCUGUGCUGCCCCAGUGGCAGCAGUCAGAAGCGAAGGAUUGCUAGAGCUGGCAGCAGUGAAUUGCCCUUAGACCAGUGAGAAGGAUUCCUGGACAUUAAUGAGACUCCCUUAAGAGUACAUGAUACUUUAUUUCCCUGUCCAGCCUACCCCACAAGCUUAGUAGAGAUGGUGGCUGUUCUCAUAUUUGACAAUUGCAGAUCACAGCGAUUUGAAAAGUAUUCAUUUUGGGGGAGCUAACAUAUUAUUUUUCCUUGGUUUCAUUUACUCCACAUAUCCAAAAACUAUAAGCUUCCAUUAUCAUGAAUGUUUUCAUGCAUUCUUUUUAUUUUCAUAAGCAAGACCAAGCUUCACAUUAUUCAGUUUUUUCAGGACAUUUCAUAGGAAGGCCUUUGCUUGUCCUUGAGAUUUUACUUGGUGAUGCUGCAAGAUUAGUUCUCUUACUUUUGAUUUCUGCUUCAUUACGAGAGCAAAAUAGUUCUUAAAAAUGUUUAAAAGUGAAUAAUAAAAUCGUGCUUACAAGUUUUCACUUGGGCAUAUAACAUGUUACCGCUAACUUCCAACUUGAGUGUCUGUUUAUUGCUCUCAUUUACAAAUACAAAUGCAAGCAAUGAGGAUAGCUGUCAUACUUUUAUCCAUGCAGUUUGCUGAAUGGUAUGAACUUAGUCAUUUAAGAAUAUGAAAAAGAUCUUUCACUCAGAGCUGAUUUCUCUGAACAAUAUUUUAUUGUUAAUUAUUUGGCUUAAGAAUGAUAUCUUAAUACCUAGAAAUUGUAUUCUAAAUCUUUCCAGUAUAAUAUAAUUGCAUCUGUGUACAAUAUAUUCCAUAUACUAUGACUGUGUGUGUAUAUAUGGACAUAUCUAAUUUUAUGUAAUUUCGGAUCAUGUAGGCCUGCAGUUUCAAAUGAAAAGUAGUUAAUAUUUGAGGUUUCUAAUACCCUGUUUUGGAAAAUGUCAGACGAACAGGAAAGAAUUACUGCAGGUCCCCAAAAAUUGUAUUGUGGGAAUAAAUAGAAAAUUAUAGUGUGCACAACUAGGCGACAUUUGGAUUUUUCAAAAUUCUAAUACAUCCCAAUUAACUAGUCUUAUGUGUUUUAUUUUUUUUUCUUCUUUCAGAUUUAUUAUUAGUUGAAAUAUUAACCACCACUUCAUAUUUUUUUUUAGCUAAGUAAACACAUUGAAUUGACUUGCAUCUUUUAACUUUAAGUAAGUUUAAUCUCCUAGUGGUUUAAACGUGUCUGUCUUGAGUAUAAAUGCAACAUUAUGAAACUGCUUUGGGUUGGAUUCUGGUUGGAUGAUGAGUGUUGACUUGUACCUGUGAACUUCAGUCCAGAAUUAACCUAAAGUGCAGUUCUUUAAUAAUGUGAAUAUUACAUCCUGCCUUUUUUAGUGUGUGUGGGGUAGGGCUGAGAUGUUCCUUUUUUCAUUUCCUGUUGCCUUGUGAAAAUGUGGUUGUGUUGCAUAUAUCUUUUUGCAGACUGGCUGUCAUACAUAAUAUGUGUAUUUUUUUUUUCUUUUUUAAAUACUUGUCUCAUUCUCAUGGAACAUCAUCAUUGGAAGUUGCUUUAGGCAAUUAGCUGUGAUUUGUUUAAAACAACCAUAGACUUUUUUUGUAGUUCCUCUCUCUGAUAUGAUUGCUAUGCAAACAUUUCCAACAAUUACAUGUGUAUAAAAGUAAACAACAAUUUCAUUUACCAUUUAUCAUUUUUCAAAUCUGUUGUUGGCCCUCUGCAAGGUAUAUUACUUCCAAAGGAUUCUACAAAAUAUGGAAUUUAAAGCAUAGACCUUAAGGCUGCAGCACCCCUUACUUAAGUGUAACAGAUAACCAGUUCAUUGGAUGUUUACCCUAAUCUUAAGGGUGAUGCAGAUUUCCACACUACCAGAUACCGUUUUUUUUUGUUUAGUGAUGAAACAUACUGAAGUUAACCAUAGCCUGGUGUUUAAGCAUUUGUCUUGAUAAAGAGGCUGAGGUACGUUAAACGCAGGAGUUGUGCACAGAAUGUCUAAAAGAGACUCAUAACAUGGAAAAAGUUGUGAUCAUCGUGCCAGUCUAACGCAAAGUAAAUUGGCAAAUUUAGUAUUUUAAUUCUAGAAUCCAUAGUCUCAUACACUUGUUGAAAGGGCAGACUGUUGCAUUUGCAUUCAGUAUACAAAAGGAGUGAAUAUUGCUUUUUUUCUUUAAUUUAUGCAGUGGGCACUUAUGGACUACAAACAAACAAAUUCAGUCCAGGUGUGCAAGUGAAAAAAAAAUGACCCCUAGUAUUUUGCCAAUUUCUUCCAUAGUGUACGUGCAUGUGUAAACAUUAUAAAGUACAUAUGAAUGACACACACCAGGAGAAAUGCAUUCAAAGGCAGCCACAGGAAAUAAAAUGAAAAUGCAACUCCUGGAAGUGACUGAGGCUUUGCAGCUUAAAGACCAUGUUGUUGUUGAUUUGUAAAACUAUAAACAGACGUGCACAAAAUCCUGUGCCUUUUCUCUCAGAAGCUUAAAACAUGUAGCUCACAAGAGUUGUGUACUUCCAAAAAACUUACUUCCCUGCUUCAACUAAACAAAAAAAUUUUUUUUUUUUUAUAAUAUAUUUUAAUGCAAUAUAGUUGAAUAUACCCACUGUUGUGAAGGGUGUGAAUUGGUAAUCUAUUAUACCUGUGGAUCUUCAACUGACAUGCAGCUUACCUGUGGAUGACUCAAUCCUUUACCUGGAUUAGGCUGAUUAAAAACUGGAAGUUGACUGGUUUCGGAGACAAAAAAAGGCUGAGUUGAUUGGAAGUUGUUCUUGCAGGCAAGUGUCCUGAUCAUAUUGAUCUUCUAUAAAUUUAUAUAUAUAUAUGUGUAUAAAUAUAUAUGUUCAGCUGUGUUUUCCACAUGUUUUCAUUUAAAUACAUUCUCCUGUUUGGUUAAUAUUGGGGGACCCGAUCUUUGUGUGCUUGAAGCUAUUAGAUCCUGAGCCUUCUGUGCAUAAUGCACAAAGAGUGAAUGAGUGGAAUAGAAAGAAAAAGAGAAAGACAUACAGGGAAACCACUGCACUGCUGCUCCACUCAUCUAGCUGCAUGGUUGUAUGUGUUACUUACUGAACAGUUUCAAUGACAAUCUUUCACAUGUCGAGUGUCUGCAGUUGUAAAAUGUGCAUCUGCUUUGAUGUGUAAUAAAAAUGUAAAAAAAAAAAAAAA
Messenger RNA from Erpetoichthys calabaricus (reedfish), 4649 nucleotides. RefSeq names its product transmembrane protein 248 (gene tmem248). NCBI's taxonomy places the organism in Eukaryota, Metazoa, Chordata, Cladistia, Polypteriformes, Polypteridae. The record is from RefSeq and is a predicted model, not a curated record.